AUGGGACGGGAGAGUGUACGCCGCGUGUGGCACGACCGCGCGUGGGCCUACGCCUGUUUGGGGUGCCUUUUCGGCUACGCUUUCUGUUGGGUACAGAACCAAGUGUUGGAGAUUGGAGUACACAGCUCAACAUCCUUGCAAGAAGCACUAACGGAUCAACCACCUUUCUCGUCGUCCGCGACGGUUGUCGCUACCGAUCAAGUUCGCUUGCGUCCGACAUCACAUCUCGGGAUAUUUAAACGGCAGCUGCUGGAACAUUCAGCGAUUCCGAACGUUGCUGGAUGCGCCGUCGUCGAUAUUUUGCCCGGAAAAUUGAUUGCGACGCACGUUCACGGAAGCAUGCACGAGUUCUUUUACGUGCUAUCGGGUCAAGGGUACGCCACGGUGACGGAUUGGCCGAACGAGCUAGUUACCAUGAAGACCGGAGACUUCCUACACGUCCCUCCCACGAAAGCGCACGCGUUUUCGGUUGCCUCGGAGGACACGGAACCGUUGCGUCUUUUUUAUUGCGGUGUCACGGUGGGCCCAAAACUUGGAUAA
Phaeodactylum tricornutum CCAP 1055/1 is the source of this 540-nucleotide messenger RNA. RefSeq lists its product with no specific name. The coding region runs from base 1 to 540 and encodes 179 amino acids. Lineage: Eukaryota; Bacillariophyta; Bacillariophyceae; Surirellales; Neidiaceae. The transcript has a single exon. The record is from RefSeq and is a predicted model, not a curated record.